GCAGCGCCUGAGUCGACCUGUGGAGUCAACCUAUGCCAACAAACAACGCAUGGUAGUCCAUGACUACCUCCAGGAUGUUGAGUGUUGUUUCCCGUACGCGGGAGGGGAACAAAGACAUCGCGUUUCGUUCCUCAUGAGCGAUGAUCUCCCUAUGGAUAUUUUGUUAGGUAUGUACUACCUCUCCGUUGCACAACCCCAGUUUGACUGGGACCGAAAAGUGGUCAAGCACAUUUUGCCAGGUGGAGGGAUCGCCAGAUUACGUAAGUUUAAGGCUAGUAGUCUGAUCGAGUCCUACAGAUGCAUGUGUGCCGCCGCGUUUUACAACUAUUAUAAGCAAAAUCCGGAGGAGGGUAUGUAUCUAGUUUAUGUCUCUGCAGCAGGCGAGCCGGUGAAAAUGUCGUCGGAGAUAGAGGGAGUAGUUGCUGAGUACCCUGAUCUAUAUGAAGAGCCGAUUGGGGUUGUCGAGAAGGAGGUCAUCCACGCGAUAGAGAUUAUCCCAGUGUCUAGCAUUCCGAAGGGUAGAAUCUAUCGGAAGUCUGCAGGCGAGCUUGACGAGCUUCGCCGGCAGCUCAAGGAACUCAUAGAGAAGGGUUGGAUCCGGCCGAGUGUCUCCCCUUACGGAUCACCAGUUUUAUUCAUGCCAAAGAAGGGGGGUAAGCUGAGGAUGUGCAUUGACUAUAGGGGCCUCAAUGCCAUCACUGUCAAGAACCGAGAGCCCCUACCGCACAUCGACGAUUUGCUAGAUAGAGUGCAAGGGUGUUGGUACUUUAGUACGAUAGAUCUGAAGUCCGGGUACCAUCAGAUUGCAAUUCGGCCUGAGGAUCAGCACAAAACCGCUUUCCAGACCAGGUACGGUCUGUACGAGUUUGUGGUGAUGCCUUUCGGCCUUUGCAAUGCUCCUGGCACCUUUCAACACGCUAUGAAUCGGAUUUUUCAUGACUACUUGGAUAAGUUUGAUUUCGUGUACCUCGAUGGCAUACUUAUUUUUAGUAGGACUAUCGAGGAGCAUGUUGCACACUUAGACAAAGUCCUCAGUCUCCUCCGGCAGCACAAGUUCAAGAUCAACGGGGAGAAAUGCGAGUUUGGUCACACCCGGAUCUUGUACUUGGGUGAUAAGAUUUCCUCAGAGGGCCUGAAGCCCGAUGACGCGAAGGUGGCCAGCAUUCGUGACUGGCCUCGUCCUCAGUCUGUGACUGAGAUGAGGUUUUUCUUAGGGGGCUACUACUGUAACUUUGUUAAGAACUAUAGCAUAGUGACCGCCCCUUUGACUGAUUUGACCCGCCUUGACACCCCAUGGGAGUGGACAAACAGGUGUGAGGCUGCCUUCCGACAUCUGAAGCAUGGGUUGACACACCAUGAGGUCUUGAAACUUCCCGAUCCUGAUAAGGUGUUCAUAGUAACCACGGAUGCUAGCCAAUAUGGCAUAGGCGUCAUGCUCGCGCAGCAGGAGGGGCCAAAGUUGAGGCCAGUGGAGUACUUGCCCAAGAAGAUGCCCUCUCAGAAGUUGGCUAAGUCCACCUAUGAGAAGGAGUUGUACGCGAUCUAUAAAGCGCUAACCCAUUGGAGGCACUAUCUCCUUGGGAGGUUCUUCAUCGUUAGAAUUGAUCAUCCGACCUUGAAGUGGAUGAGAACUCAGCCUGUGCUCUCUGAUGCGCUGAAACGCUGGAUCGAAGUCAUUGCGCAGUAUGACUUCGAGCCCCAGUACCUCAAAGGUGAGUACAACAACAUUGCUGACACGUUGUCGCAUAGGCCAGACUUCUCCGGUGCGCUGAUCACUAAGUUUGGGCUUGCGGACGAUGCCACUUACUCUUUGGUGGAAGCCUAUCGUGAGGACCAGUUCAUGUCUGGGAUCAUACGCAUACUUGAAGCAAAGGACAAGGUGACUUCUGCCGAGUUUGAGUUGGUCAACAGCUUGCUGUUGCUUGAGAAGGCUGAGAAUAAACAUUUGUGUGUUCCUAAUAGAGAGUCUUUGCGUAGUUUAUUUUUAGGCGAGAGUCACGAUGCCAUAGGACAUUUUGGUUUCAAGAAGACUGCAACCAAUCUGUUGUAGCGGUUCUGGUGGCCCACGAUGAUGAGAGAUGCCAAACUGUAUGUCGAGA
Chara braunii is the source of this 2099-nucleotide messenger RNA. NCBI's taxonomy places the organism in Eukaryota, Viridiplantae, Streptophyta, Charophyceae, Charales, Characeae. The record is from the annotation of a GenBank genome assembly.